Molecule: messenger RNA, 840 nt
Organism: Pochonia chlamydosporia 170
Lineage: Eukaryota; Fungi; Ascomycota; Sordariomycetes; Hypocreales; Clavicipitaceae
Product: Pinin/SDK/MemA protein
Exons: 4
Coding region: 1-840 (279 amino acids)
Cellular component (GO): catalytic step 2 spliceosome
Source: RefSeq, a predicted model, not a curated record
AUGGCGACAGAGGCCAUCCCUCAGGGCAUGGCAGGAUCGCCAAAGACAGAAGAAGGCAGCGUUACCGUUGAAGAUGCGCCUCUGAAAAGAAAAGCAUCUCUCGUCGAUGAAGAGAACGAUGCAUCUGUCCCCAAGCGCCAACGACAACAUGACGACGACCAGUCACCACCUCGUAGACCCUCCAUCCAAGAAGAUCGAAGAGCAUCAGCCACACAAGAAGAGAAGAAGCGCGGAAAGCGGUUAUUCGGCGGUCUUCUCAACACGCUUAGUCAGACAAGCACGAAUUCACAGCACAAGCGGCGGCAGGAAAUCGAACGACGGCAGCAGGAACGCAUGCAGAAGCAGAGAGAUGAGGAUGACCAGAAGAGGGCGGACAAGGUGGCGAGAAUAAAGGAGGCUAGGAUGGUGGACCAGAUUGGCUUCGAGGAACAAGUGAUGCGGAAUAAGCACUCCAAGUUGUUGGCUUUGGCGGAAUUUCUCAAGACGAGAACACAGCCCGCGAUUUAUUUCUUGCCGUGGAAAAGGACCGCCGACCAGGAAGAUACCAUUGACGAUCAAGUUCGCGCUGCAAAAGCCACGAUAGCGAAGGAGGAAGAGGAGUUCAAGUUGAAGAAGGAGCGUCACUUGAGUCGGUAUCGACCUCGGCGGGUGUCACACGCGGACAAGGAGGCGGUGGUUCCUGGGACUGAGGCGGAUGCAGAUACAGAUAGGCGUGGUGGUGAUGCGCCGGAGCCGACAAAGAAGGAGAGCGAGCCACACAAAGCCGGGCAUCACCAUGAUCCCCAUGAUGAGUCGGGGGAUGUGUUGGUGGAAGCAGAUGAGGAUAUGGUUAUUUACUAA